Messenger RNA from Paralichthys olivaceus (Japanese flounder), 3248 nucleotides. It is a transcript of the gene gne, whose product is annotated as glucosamine (UDP-N-acetyl)-2-epimerase/N-acetylmannosamine kinase. The record is from RefSeq and is a predicted model, not a curated record. Gene Ontology annotation, molecular function: N-acylmannosamine kinase activity; hydrolase activity, hydrolyzing O-glycosyl compounds; UDP-N-acetylglucosamine 2-epimerase activity. NCBI's taxonomy places the organism in Eukaryota, Metazoa, Chordata, Actinopteri, Pleuronectiformes, Paralichthyidae. Gene Ontology annotation, biological process: UDP-N-acetylglucosamine metabolic process.
CUUUUGUUGACUAAUGCGGCUAGACAAAAGAGAGACAUUUCAAAAAGAAAUGGCUAUUGAAGUAAAAUGAAUCCAAAGACGUGUGCAAUGGAAAAUCCUCUGGGUUCGUUGUGCACCAACCCUCAUCAUCUCAAUAUCUGGAAGGCCAGAGAGCUCUAUUCUCGGAGAACACACAGUCUAUUUAUGGAGAGAGAAAAAAUGACCGAUCAGAAUCAGUCGAAGAGGAGGUUGAGAGUGUGUGUGGCAACAUGCAACCGUGCAGACUACUCCAAGCUGGCCCCCAUCAUGUUUGGCAUCAAAUCACAGCCUGAGGAGUUUGACCUGGAAGUCGUGGUGCUUGGUUCGCAUCUCAUCGAUGACUAUGGGAACACUUUUCGCAUGAUCGAGCAGGAUGACUUUGACAUCGGCUCUAAGCUCCACACCAUCGUGAGAGGAGAGGAUGAGGCAGCCAUGGUGGAGAGCGUCGGGCUGGCACUGGUGAAACUCCCUGAUGUCCUGCAGCGGCUAUGCCCUGACAUCCUGAUCGUCCACGGUGACCGUUUUGAUGCACUUGCCCUGGCGACUGCUGCAGCACUGAUGAACAUUAGAAUACUUCACUUGGAGGGUGGAGAGGUGAGUGGUACGAUUGAUGACUUGAUCCGCCAUGCUAUUAGUAAACUGUCCCAUUACCACGCCUGCUGCACACCUCGGGCAGAGCAGUACCUCAUUGCCAUGUGUGAGGACCAUUCUCGCAUCUUGCUGGCUGGCUGCCCUUCUUAUGAUAAGCUGCUGUCAACUAAUCACAAAGACGACUACAUGGAUAUUAUCAAGAGCUGGCUGGGUGACAAGGUGCAGAGGCAUGAUUAUGUCGUGGCUUUGCAGCACCCAGUCACGACAGACAUCCAGCACUCCAUAAAGAUCUAUGGACUGAUGCUGGAUGCCCUCCUCUCCUUUAACAAGAAGACCCUCAUCCUCUUCCCUAACAUCGAUGCCGGCAGUAAGGAGAUGGUGCGUGUGAUGCGGAAAAAGGGCAUUGAGCAGCACCCCAACUUUCGUGCGGUGAAGCACAUUCCCUUCGAGCAGUUCAUCCAGCUGGUGUGCCACGCCGGCUGCAUGAUCGGAAACAGCAGCUGUGGCGUGCGAGAGGCUGGGGCCUUUGGCACCCCCGUCAUUAACCUUGGAACCAGGCAGACUGGCAGAGAGACUGGUGAAAAUGUUCUACAUGUCAGAGAUGCUGAUACUCACAACAAGAUCUACCAUGCUCUGGAGCUGCAGUUUGGGAAGAGAUACCCCUGCUCUAAGAUUUAUGGCGAUGGCAAUGCCGUGCCUCGUAUUCUCAAAUUCCUGCGAAGCAUUGACCUGGACGAGCCACUCCAGAAGACCUUCUGCUUCCCGUCAGUGAAAGACUCCAUCUCCCAAGACAUCGAUCACAUCCUGGAGACACAGAGCGCUCUUUCCGUUGACCUGGGAGGGACCAACCUCAGAGUGGCUAUCAUCUGCAGGAAGGGUAACAUAGUAAAGAAGUACUCUCAGCCCAAUCCAAAGACCUUUGAGGCCAGAAUGCAACUCAUAUUAAAGAUGUGCUUUGAUGCCAUGCGGGACGCUGUGAGCCUCAACUGCAGAAUAUUAGGCGUUGGAGUGUCAACAGGUGGACGUGUAAACCCACAGGAAGGUGUGGUCUUGCAUUCAACAAAGCUGGUCCCAGAAUGGUCCUCGGUUAACCUGAGAACACCCAUCUCUGAUGCCCUGCACCUCCCUGUCUGGGUCGACAACGACGGCAACUGCGCUGCAUUGGCCGAGAGGAAAUUUGGUCAUGGCAAAGGAGUGGAGGACUUUGUGACGAUCAUCACUGGAACAGGUAUUGGAGGCGGAAUCAUCCAUAACAGUGAGCUGGUCCAUGGCAGCUCCUUCUGUGCCGCAGAGCUGGGCCACAUCAUGGUUUCCUUAGAAGGCCCAGAGUGUUCAUGUGGCAGCCAUGGAUGCAUUGAGGCUUAUGCGUCCGGCCAGGCCCUGCAGAGAGAGGCCAAGAGGCUGCACGACGAGGACCUGCUGAAGGUGGAGGGGAUGGAGAUGAAACUUUCUGAGCAUGUCACAGCUGCCCACCUCAUCAGCGCAGCCAAACUGGGGAACUCCAAAGCCAACGCUGUCCUGAACAGAGCCUGCACAGCUCUCGGCGUGGGCAUUGUCAACAUCCUCCACAUAGUGAACCCCUCACUGGUGAUUCUGUCUGGAGUCUUGGCCUCAUACUACGUGACUCCUGUGCAGCACAUCAUCGCUGAGAGAGCCCUCUUCUCUGCCCAGAGCAUCAAAGUUGUCACAUCAGACUUGGAGGAACCUGCAUUACUUGGAGCUGCCAGCAUGGUGUUAGACUAUGCAACUAGAAGAACAUAUUGAAGGAAAUAGUCGUGAUACGCUGGGGACCGAUACCAAAAAGAAGCAAAGCAAGACUGAAAGGAAAGUAGUACCUGUAACACCUAGAUAAAUACAUAAACAUAUAUGUAUAGAGGAUACAUUUUAGAGAGUGAAUGAAAUUGUGUCAGUCUUGAGGAAAAAUCUAACAUUUUAUACAUACUCAUUUUUUAUGUCUUGCUCGUUCAUAACCUGGAUGAGUUAAGUACUGUACAAAAAAGCCCCAAGGCUAGAAUUAACUACAAAUUAAUUUUUAAGCCAAAAUGACACAUUCAAUACAGGACUCCCCCACAUGUGAUGUGAUUUCUCACCGAGAGGUCAGCUGAGAAAUGGUAACACUUGUUUCAGAUGUGUAUCAUCUUCUCUAUUGUCUCUACAUGCUUUCUCACUUUACUUGUAUGGAGUAGUUAUCUCUUUUUCAGAUUAAAGAGUUACUGUCCAGUUACUGUAUCACAUUUGAAUUUCCUGUCUGUAUUUCAAUUAUUUUAAAAAACACAUGUGCUUUAGGAAGGUUAGUUCAGUCGGUGGUCUAAGAUGCAAUACCUGGUCAUUAUAAAAUCAGUAUAAAUACUAUGCUGGCUCAUAUUAAUGAAAUGUUUAGGCAGCAAAUGUGCAUUAUCACUUAUAUCUGUGUGGGUCAUUUGCCUGAAUCAGGUCCAAUUUUUUUUUACAUUACAUAAUCACAGACUUAUGAAGAUUUUAAGUAUAUUUUAUGCCUCUCUGAGAUAUAUUGUAUCUCUGGUUAUGAGGUUUGCAUGUGCCAUUAUAAACUGUAUUCUACAUGUCAUGCUUAAUUAUUUUUUUUGGUACAUUUCUAUGUAAUUUAAUUUCUGUUGAUCUAAAUAAAUAUUUCAAUAUUG